UGUUCAAGGUUAAUAGGAUGAGUGCGGAAGCAUAAAGAUAUCCUCUUUAGGCUCCCAGCCACCUCUUCAACCAGAAAAUGCUUACGCUCAAUGCUGUCCGGCCCUCCUCGUUAUCGGUUGUCCCCUUCUAUGGCAGCUAUCAAGUAUCUGGUCAAUUUUUAGUUCCUGCCAAUCUAAAUUGUUGGUUCGCAAGAGGCUGCAGUGCCUUCUUUUCAAAAGUCAGGACUUUUCAGCUCAAGACUGGAUUCUGGGAAUCAAUAAAAACUGGAUUGUUGAAGAAUAACACAACACAAGUCAUUGACUCACCCUCAACAGAUGAAGACGAUGAUGAUUCCCUGCCUCAGGAGUUUGUCCUUGUUGAAAAGACUGAACUUGAUGGAACAAUUGAACAAAUUAUUUUCUCUUCAGGGGGAGAUAUUGACGUUUAUGAUCUUCAAGCCCUUUGUGAUAAGGUGGGGUGGCCUAGGAGGCCUUUGUCAAAACUAGCUGCUGCUUUGAAGAAUAGCUAUAUGGUGGCCUCACUGCAUUCCAUCAGAAAGUCACCUGGCUCAGGUUCAGAGGAAAAUGACAAGAUGAAACUAAUUGGCAUGGCCCGUGCAACAUCAGACCAUGCCUUCAAUGCUACAAUAUGGGAUGUCCUCGUUGAUCCUAGCUAUCAGGGCCAAGGCCUUGGUAAGGCUCUUGUGGAGAAAUUGAUUCGGGCUCUUCUGCGGAGAGACAUCGGAAACAUAACUCUAUUUGCAGAUAGUCAAGUUGUGGAAUUUUACCGCAAUUUAGGUUUUGAACCUGACCCAGAGGGCAUAAAAGGCAUGUUUUGGUACCCAAAGUACUAAUUAAGUCCUUGCAAAGCCUGCUUUUGCCUAUUUUCCUCUGGUUGACGUCGUGGCAACAGCUGCUUGGUCCAGGAACCCAAUAGAUCUGAGAAUAUAAAAAUGCGAGAUUUACCAUAUAAGUUCCAAGAGAGGAAUGUUUUCAUUAAAAAGUACAAUAACAGCUGAGCAGCUUAAAAAGUUUAGUGCAAAAAAAUGAUAAUAGAUUUUAGUUGUUCACUUGUCAUGAUGACUUUUUGAUGAUUAUAUUUCUUUCUUGGGAUUUCACACUAAUUCUCCGUGAAAACAUUGACAUCAAUGCUGUAAUUAUUGGUGUCCUCACGAGUACCCUGCCUAAAACCAAAAAAAAAAAAAUCCCUUCUCUCUUCCGAUAUCUUUGCUUUUUGUCCAAUAGAUCAGUUGGAUGUGUACCGUUGGUUGAAGCACCACGUUCAUACAUCGCAUGUAUGUUUGCGCUUUACAUUAAAAUAAUCUGUCAUUCCAAUUAUCAUAUUCAAGUUGUGGUUUCUUCA
This is a messenger RNA of Neltuma alba, 1342 nucleotides long. RefSeq names its product acetyltransferase NSI. Gene Ontology annotation, cellular component: cytoplasm. The record is from RefSeq and is a predicted model, not a curated record. Lineage: Eukaryota; Viridiplantae; Streptophyta; Magnoliopsida; Fabales; Fabaceae. The transcript has 9 exons. Gene Ontology annotation, molecular function: N-acetyltransferase activity. Bases 78 to 833 code for a protein of 251 amino acids.